AUGAAUCCAAUGACUUCAGCAGGCCCCCAGGCCAAUACUGUGUUUGUGGCAGCACCCCACAAUGGACAUCCUGUGAUCCCCGGAAACAUGUCUCAGGUGCCCCGAUAUCCACUCAACCAGCCUCAAGUCCACAUAAUUUCUGGGAACCCACCUGGUUUGGAGCCACCUACAUAUAUGCAACUUGACCAGGGAUCCUUUAAAGAUGGCAAAGUUUUAGGGGCCAUCCAGAUCCUGAUCGGCCUGGUACACAUUGGCCUGGGCAGCAUCAUGGGGACCAUCAUCCCUGGGAGGUACACAGCUAUCUCAUUCAUCGGAGGCUAUCCCUUCUGGGCAGGUAUCUGGUUCAUCAUUUCAGGAUCCCUCUCAGUGGCAUCAGAACAGCUACCAAGAUCUUCUUGCCUGCUGAAUGGAAGCUUGGGCUUGAACGUCAUCAGUGCAAUCUGUUCUAUGGUUGGAAUCAUGCUGUUCAUCACAGAGCUGAUUAUCAACCCCCGUCGUUACUACUAUCCCGACUACUAUUUUUACUGGGGUAUAGGCCCUGGAGUAGCUACUUCUGCCGUGCUGUUCAUCUUUAGCCUCCUGGAGUUCUGCAUCGCCUCCACGUCUGCCCACUUUGGCUGUCAGCUACUCCGCCAGUCACAGAACAGCGGGCCGAUGGGCUUCCAAACCGUCUACACCAAUCCAGGACCAGUGAACCUGCCACCAUAUCAUGUCAGUGUGGUCCAGGGCUCCCAAUAA
Molecule: messenger RNA, 738 nt
Organism: Eptesicus fuscus (big brown bat)
Lineage: Eukaryota; Metazoa; Chordata; Mammalia; Chiroptera; Vespertilionidae
Product: membrane-spanning 4-domains subfamily A member 8-like
Exons: 6
Coding region: 1-738 (245 amino acids)
Biological process (GO): cell surface receptor signaling pathway
Cellular component (GO): plasma membrane
Source: RefSeq, a predicted model, not a curated record